AUGGCCAGACGAGCAAACGCAGCUAACAACAACAGGGCGACGGCAUCGUCGGCACCUGUCCGGACUCGGACAGGUUGCUUGACUUGUCGUCGCCGCAAGUUGAAGUGUGAUGAGGCGGCACCAGUUUGCGGACAGUGCCAGAAGUCAGGAAGAGCCUGUGAGAGGGGUGAGGGUGUCGCCUUCAGACACCAGCAAAAUGCCAGCAUGGAGCGAGACGAGUCUCUGAAAAGCUUCUACAACAGAGACGGCAAUGAACGACGCUUCAGGCAGGACACUCGCUUUGUGCCAAUUCCUCAGAACUUGACUUGGGUGACUGUUGAUCCCUCGUCAGAAGAUGCACCUACAAACUCUCCUUCGCCAAACAUUACUGCAGCAGAUCCAUACCAACAAGUCGCUGCCCACACGCUGGAAGCGUUGUCGACCGCAGCAGCAGACCAUGUCUCUUACCCACCUCAAGCAACGGCCUAUUACACGGCCAUGGCACCUCACACAACCCCUCAUCCGGAGUAUGGCUUUGUCAGACUCGAGCAUGAAGAAGGACCGUCCUCAAACCACACAAACUUCCCGAACAGCCAAAAUAACAACGCCAACAUGAUGAUCGACCCGAACCUGGAGACCACAGUUGCAGGUACUGCUGAAGAGGCUGGUAUGAUGGAAGAGGCAAGUGGCCCAAAUCAAGCAAAGCACGGAGGUGAAGGCCACCUUGGCCAAGGUGAUGGAGAUGAGAUUGGAGACUCCGAGUCCAGAGUUGCAAUGGCUCUUCAACACUUUAACGAGACAUGA
This is a messenger RNA of Exophiala spinifera, 783 nucleotides long. RefSeq lists its product as uncharacterized. Bases 1 to 783 code for a protein of 260 amino acids. NCBI's taxonomy places the organism in Eukaryota, Fungi, Ascomycota, Eurotiomycetes, Chaetothyriales, Herpotrichiellaceae. The transcript is spliced from 4 exons. Gene Ontology annotation, cellular component: nucleus. Gene Ontology annotation, biological process: positive regulation of transcription by RNA polymerase II. The record is from RefSeq and is a predicted model, not a curated record. Gene Ontology annotation, molecular function: zinc ion binding; DNA-binding transcription factor activity, RNA polymerase II-specific; transcription cis-regulatory region binding.